AAAUGGUUGUUGUCCAGGAUACACUGUUUUUCGUUGUCAAGAAGCUGGCUGCAUGGCUCUGGGAACACUAUAGAGCUUAUGAACUGAAGCCAUGUCCCACAAAGGAGAUAAAACUCCAUCCUAAUGAGCUAAACGAUCCAUACCCAUUGGUGGACUACACAGUUGGGGGAAUGAGGCUCAUUACUCUGAAAAGAUACAUACAUGUUUAAGGACACCAUGGCGGAAAUAGCACCUGUGCGCUUGUUGGUCAUCGUCAGUGAAAAUGAUUGCAUGAGAAUGGAGCUGCACAUUCCCGAUGCUGUGGAAGACCUCAUUGAGGAGGUGAAGAAUGCAUGUGGACUAGGAGGCCAUAUACGGCUACAGUAUAAAGACACUGAUUUUGGAGAUAUGUUUAUUAAUGUGACCUCAACAUCUGUAAUUAAGGACCUCACCAUUCUUAAAGUGAUCCAGCUAGACCCUGAAGCCACAACUGUUGUCCUGUACCCAGUUAAUACCCCAAUGAGUAGCACCCUUUCUCUCGACAUAGACAGUGAAGACUGCCCCAGCUUGCUGUCUGCUCUGCCUAGCCACACUGCUCUGCAUAGCCACACAGACUGUUUAAGAAAAGAGCAGUGGCCAAAGGCCUUCCAAAUCCCACUCUUUUCGUACGACACUGAGUGUCAAUUGCAGAGGGCAAACAUUGAGUUUGCAAACAGCCAAACUACACUUACAGUUGGCACCAAAAUGCUUUCAGACAUUUUAGAAAAGCUGGCUGAGGCAAUUUACAGCUACAAAGGCUACCCAACAGGUUCUGACUGCAAAGAUGUUGCAGAUGCAUUGAUUAGAAAACACCCCUGCUUAACUCAACAAGGGCCCUUUGGGGAGAGUUGUGGCUGGCAACAAAGAAUCAAGGUUAAGAUGGCAAACUACCGCACUCUACUUAAGGCACAUGGUACAUCAGCUGAGCUCUCCCUGAAUUCUUUUAAAUCCAAAUCUCGGGAGGACUCCUACCCUGCAAAGAAUCUGAAGAGGCCAAGAAGAGCAGAGUUGAACUAUUUCCCACCCUUACCAAAUGAUCAGUGCCGAGUUCAUGAGAAUCACGACAGUGCCCUUGGAGACAAAAUUCUUACAGCAGCUGGACAGGCAUUCCACGAAACUUGUACAGAUAAUACGGAAUAAGGGUGGCGUGACAAAGGAAAGGACUGCCAGGAUUUUACAUAGUUUAGAUGAGGUCGUGGACAUCAACACAAGGAGGGAAUCAGUUCUUAAAUGUUUAAUCAUCUAUUUUGGAGAAUCUCUUCACCAUCUCAUCAAGGAAAUUCAGGUACGUACAUUGCUCAGCCAUCCACGCACAUACUUAC
Messenger RNA from Cyprinus carpio (common carp), 1340 nucleotides. RefSeq lists its product as uncharacterized. The record is from RefSeq and is a predicted model, not a curated record. The transcript is spliced from 4 exons. Bases 202 to 1158 code for a protein of 318 amino acids. Lineage: Eukaryota; Metazoa; Chordata; Actinopteri; Cypriniformes; Cyprinidae.